Messenger RNA from Mytilus californianus (California mussel), 10645 nucleotides. Its product is annotated as carboxypeptidase D-like. Gene Ontology annotation, molecular function: zinc ion binding; metallocarboxypeptidase activity. The transcript is spliced from 24 exons. Gene Ontology annotation, biological process: proteolysis. Lineage: Eukaryota; Metazoa; Mollusca; Bivalvia; Mytilida; Mytilidae. Bases 41 to 5050 code for a protein of 1669 amino acids. The record is from RefSeq and is a predicted model, not a curated record.
UCUACAUCCGGUUUGACGUAAACAAUAUUGCAGAUGGAAAAUGUCCCACCAAACUUUAGUUUACACUUUUGUUCUACUAGUGUGCAUUUUAUUAACUUUUGCAGAAGAUCAUCUUUCUUCUUUUAAACCUGACACCUCUCGUUAUCACCAUUAUGACGAACUGUCGAAGUUUCUACAGGAUAUGGAAAAAAAAUAUCCACAUAUUGCUAAACUUCAUUCAAUAGGAAAAAGUGUUUUGAAGAGAGACCUGUUAGCUCUUCAGAUAACUGACAAUAUAACAGAUGUAGAGCCAGGCGAGCCAAUGUUUAAAUAUGUUGGAAAUAUGCAUGGAAAUGAGGCUGUUGGCAGAGAAAUUCUUAUUUAUCUUAUUCAGUAUUUAUUAGAAAAUUAUGAAAAAGAUGACAGGGUUACUAAACUAAUACAAAAUACAAACAUCUAUAUAAUGCCAACAAUGAACCCUGAUGGUUUUGAAGAAGCACGGUUGGGUGAUUGUGCAGGUGUCACUGGAAGACCAAACCAUCGCAAGGUUGAUUUAAAUAGAAAUUUUCCUGAUCAGUUCCGUAAACACAACCCUGUAAUUGAACCGGAAACAAAGGCAAUGAUUGAUUGGAUUGAAAGCAACAAAUUUGUGUUAUCAUCUAAUCUCCAUGGUGGGAGUGUAGUGGCUAGUUAUCCUUUUGAUGAUACAGCUGCACACAGAGAUGUUUAUAGUCCAGCACAAGAUGAUGCCAUGUUCAAACAUCUAGCAAGGGUUUACUCAAGUAACCAUAAAACAAUGCAUAAUCCUGGACAAUGUGGUGAUAAUUUUAAAGAAGGAAUUACAAAUGGGGCAGAUUGGUAUGAUGUACCAGGAGGAAUGGAGGAUUACAACUAUCUUCAUAGUAACUGUUUUGAGAUAACAAUAGAAUUGUCUUGUUGUAAAUAUCCACCUGUAAACAGGUUAGCCAUAGAAUGGGACAACAACAAAGAAUCUUUAAUGACUUAUAUGGAAGAGGUACAUAAAGGUGUAAAAGGGUUUGUUCGUGAUGAUUCCACAAAAGCUGGUAUACCCGAGGCUGUGAUUAUGGUGGGAAGUAUCAAACACAACGUAACAACAGCAGGGUAUGGUGAUUACUGGAGACUUCUGGUUCCAGGAAAAUACACAAUCUCAGCUGUAGCACCAGGAUAUGAGAAAGAAAGUAAAUCUGUGGAAGUAAAAGAUGGACCAGCUGUAGAAAUUGACUUCAAUCUGAAAAAAAUAAAGCUGAGCACAGAACCACAGAAAGCAGCUGAAACCAAAUCGGCACCUGAAGAAAAUAUCCCUAAAGAAGCGGACACUCUAGAGAUUCUAGUCAGUCAUGUCAACAAGCUGAGGGAUGCAUCACACAGGGAGAAAGUUACAUUUAUAGAACCAAAGGAAUUCAAACAUCAUCACUAUAACGAUCUUGAACAAUUCUUAAAAAAUAUUUCUCAAAAAUAUCCAGAAAUUACAAGAUUGUAUUCUGUUGGGAAAUCUGUACAAGGGAGAGAACUUUGGACAAUUGAAAUAACAGAUAAUCCGGGAAAACAUGAACCAGGUGAACCUGAAUUUAAGUACAUUGGUAAUAUGCAUGGUAAUGAGGUCGUAGGUCGUGAGAUAUUACUGAACUUGGUUCAGUUGCUAUGUGAGAAUUACAAACAUAACCACUUCCUGUCGCUGAUGGUGAACUUUACGAGGAUACAUAUCAUGCCAACGAUGAAUCCAGACGGCUAUGAAAAAGCUCAGGAAGGUGAUAUGAUGAAUGUCCUAGGACGAGCUAAUGCCCAUAAUAUAGAUCUGAACCGUAACUUUCCUGACCAGUUUGAAAAAACAUCAAUUAACAAUCAUCAAGAACCAGAAACUGUUGCAGUAAUGCAUUGGGUUCACUCCUUACCAUUUGUUUUGUCUGCCAAUUUACAUGGUGGCUCUCUUGUGGCUAAUUUUCCUUUCGAUGAUACAAAGGAAGGAACAACAACAUACAGCAAGUCAGCAGAUGAUGCCACAUUUAUUCAGAUUUCAGAGGCAUACUCACUGGCCCAUUCCACAAUGCAUUCAGGCCAUCCAUGCCCUUCCACAAGUAGGGAAUACUUCAAAGAUGGAAUUACUAAUGGAGCCAAAUGGUAUAAUGUAGCAGGUGGCAUGCAGGAUUGGAAUUACCUCAACACUAACUGUUUCGAGAUCACAAUAGAACUUGGCUGCUAUAAAUAUCCCUGGACUAAAGAUCUCAAGUCUUAUUGGACUGCCAAUAAAUAUGCCUUACUGGUGUUUAUGGGACAGAUACAUAAAGGUGUGAGAGGGUUCAUCAAAUCUAAAGAUUCUGGUGAGCCAAUAGCUAAUGCUACCCUAAUGGUGACUGGUAUUGAUCAUGCUAUAACUUCAGCAGAAGGUGGUGACUACUGGAGGUUACUCUCUCCAGGAACAUAUGAAAUCACAGUCUCAGCACAGGGAUAUUCAUCACAAAAGCAACAAGUAGUUGUCACAUUUGAUGCUGCUAUUUAUGUGAACUUUACUUUGGAGAAAGAUUCCAUUAUAUCAUGGUCCAAAGAAAAAGACUUUGACAUCAAAGAUAAUAUAGAAAAUACUAAAUAUCUGAGUCAUACAGAAAUGGACACUGAACUUGAAAAAUUAGCCAAUGAAAAUAAAGCAAUUAUGGAAUAUAAAAUUAUUGAGAAGUCUCCCAAAGGAAACUCUAUACCAUUGGUUCACCUUUCUUUAAAUCUGACCAAUCAUGAAGCUGGAAAACCUCAUGUCCUUCUGAUUGGUGGUCUCCAUGGUAAUGAGACUGUUGGUGCAGAGUUGUUGAUGAGAUUUGUCAGACAUCAGAUAACAGGAUACAAUAAGAAAAACAAUGAAACCUUGUCAAUGUUCAAUGAGUUUCAUAUCCACAUUAUACCUCACCUUGAUGUGGACAAUGUAGAUACAAACCCAGAUUGUAAAACUGAUGUCAGUCUUGAUACAAUGACACAUGUAAAUUUGACGAGUCAUGUUGUUAAUAUCCUGCUGAGCCAGAUGAAAGAACAUAAAUUUAGUACAGUUUUAAGUUUAGAUAGUGGAGGACUUUUUAUGGUAUUACCAUGGCAACAAAGUAGAGAUGGGGUAGCAGUGACCCCAGAUGAUGAAAUAUUUCAGUUACUAAGUCGAGGUUACACAGAAGCUUAUCCAGACAUGUAUAAAACAGGUGUCUGUAAAACAUCUAGAUCACAUGGAAUAUUCCAUGGUGCUGAUUUUGGAACAGGAUCAACAGGAGUCUUGGAUAAAAUGUACAUGGAUUACCACAGUUAUAUGGUGUCUGCACAUAUAAGUUGUUGUCGAGUACCAACAGGGAACCAGUUAGGUCAUAUUUGGAUGUCUAAUUACCAGUCAAUGAUGAAUUUUAUACACAGGUCAAAACAAGGUGUAUAUGGGAUUGUAUAUGAUGAUAAACGUAAACCAAUCAGUGGAGCUACAGUUAAAAUAAAUGAAAAAGAGGCUGUUUUAUCAACCAAUGAAAUGGGAGAGUUUUAUUCCAUUAUGACAGAGGGAAAACACAACCUUGAAGUAGCAGCCCCAGGAUUUGAACCUCAAACACAGCAGAUAAUAAUUAAACCAUACAGCACAUCAAAGAUAAUGAUUGAUUUAAAUAAAGAAGUACAGAAAAUAGAUUACCACAGACCAUUAGAGAUGAUGUCAGCUCUCAGGAAUGUCACCAAAAACUGUUCUACUAUCAUGACGUUAGAGAGCCUUGGUAAAACAGAAGAAAAGAGAGAUGUAUUGAUGUUGAAUAUAGGCCACAAUGAUAACAAAGUGAAAUUUGUAUCACAUGUUUUGAUGUUAGCUGGUAUCCAUGGAAAUGAAGCAGUCGGUCCUGAACUUUUGCUGCAAAUUGCUAUUGAUAUAUGUGAAAAUAAUGGAAAAGAUUUUAUGAUUUCUAAGAUGUUUGAUACAAUGGAACUACACAUUGUGCCCAUGUUAAACCCAGAUGGUGCCAGGAUAGCCACUGCUGGACAGUGUUCUGGUGAACAUGGUGUCACUAAUGGCAGAAAUAUUGAUCUUAAUACUAACUUUCCAAGUAUGUACAGCAACAAGACAAGUGAGAGCCAGCGGGCUGUGGAGACCAAACUUUUAAUGUCCUGGAUGGAGAAACAUAAACCUAGUGUCACCAUUAUACUCAACGGAGGAUCUCAAAUUAUAACACACCCAUACUACUCUAAAGGUCAAACAGACAAAAAAUUUGGCAGAGUAGAUAAUGCAGCCACUGCCGAGUUGGGAUCUGCUUUUAUCAAACAUCAUGAGGCCCUGAAAGCUGGACAGUUUGGGUGUAACAAUUCAACCACACAUUUCCCAGCAGCUAUAAUACCAGCAAGUGCCUUACAUGCUCAUGAUGGCAGCUUACUUGACUAUGCAUUUGAUUAUAUUGGAUCAGUUGCCAUAGAGAUAUACACAGGAUGUUGUGACUAUCCUGAUGGACAUCAAUUACUUCAGUCUUGGCAUCAGCAUCGUCAACCCCUUCUUCAUCUUCUAAAUGAAGCAGGGCGAGGGUUCACAGGAGUGGUACAAAACCAAGAAGAACAGAAACCCAUGGAAAAUGCCACAGUCACAAUAAAAGGGUCUUCAAGAAAUUUCUCUGUUGAUGCUCAAGGUCGUUUCCAUGUCUAUCUACCUCCAGGUUAUUAUGACCUUGUAUUCCAUUGCCAUGGUUACCAAGAUUUUACUCAGAAAAUCAAAGUAUCAAAGAAUGAAGGAGAAGAGAAAAGCUCCAGCAUGGUGGUGUUUUUAGAGAAAGAAGAAAAUAUUUUAGGACUGUCUCGUGCAAAAGUGAUGAUAGUUAUUGCUGUUGUAGUUUUAGUACUAGUCAUACUUGUAACCAUAGUGAUGUGUGUCAAAAGUCGUUAUACACCACAGCACAAAGGGUUCAGUAAAAUUAGAUUUGACGAUGACGAAGAGGAUGAUGACUUUAACCAGCCCGCCAAAUCCAAAUUGCUUAACGGCAGAUUUGAAUAUCACGAUGAAAGCUCAGACGAUGAAAAUGUUCAUGAAUUGUAUAAUAAGAACUUAUUAAAGAGUCACCAUUGAUUGCCUUAAAAGUAACUGUACUUAUUUUCAAGCUGUUUUUUAUUGAGUAUUUUUAAAUAUAUAAUGCAUAUCAACUCAUGAUUAUUUUGUCAUUUGUUUGCUCAACUUUUCAGCUUCAAUUUUUCAUAAAUAUAUAAGAUAUAAUAUAUAAAUGUAAGAACAAAAUUGUAUUUUGAAAUUAGUAAAACUUAUUUUAUGGUUUUUGAAUAGUGUUGUGCAGAGAAAUUUGAAUUUAAAUACUGUAAAUUCAAUUAACCUGUAGUUCUUUUCCAGAACUAGUUCUCAAUCUAAACAAUAUGUUGGAAUUUAAUUUUUUAGGCCAUUUUUCUCUUUCUUUAAAUUUUCACACCCCAUUAUUCUCGUCUUAUUGUUUUUUUUUAUCCUUUACCCUUUAUUCUCUUUUUUCCAAUUAAGGCAAUUAAAAAUGGAAAUAUAUUUUUUAUUUACAUGGUAAAUAAGCAUAUAAUAACCACUUAAAACUGAUAUUGCGAAAAACUUCUUGCUUUACAGUGUGAAUGAUUCUUUAUAGAUAUAUUGUGCCAAACAAAGACAUUUUGAAAUUCUCAUUUACUAGAUUUGUAUCAUAUUACAUAAAGCCAAAUAAAAAUAUGUGUGUGGUUCCAGUUACCCGACCAACCCUUGUUUAAACCUCCGACCCUAGAAUUUUUUUUUCCAUUUCUGAUAAGAAAUUUUGAAUGAUCCCAUUUUGUGGAAUGUGAAUUUCAAUAAUUAAAUUCACAGACUUCUGUCAUCUGAAUAUCCAUUAGAAGUAUCUACUACGGAUACAAAUGCAACAAAUUCUUAACAGAAUGCAACAAAAUUUACUAAAAACGUAACAUAUCUGUUUAUUUUACAACCAAACAUAUAGAAAAUGGCAAACUUCUGGUAGGGGCGUAUAUAGUACCGGAAUCAGACUUGGUGAACACAUGUUUUUUUUCUGGAUUUUGACAAUCCAAAAAAUGAUAAAAAAAAAAAAAAAAAAAUGCCUACCCACCAUCCCUCUAUUUUUUCAGGAUGUAACUGGAACCACACAUAUAUUUUUAUUUGGCCUAAUCAUCAUAUCAUAGAAAGAAUAACUUUUACAUUCUUAGUUUUCUGUAGCACAGAGUAAAAAAAAAAUGAAAAUAAAUACAGUUACAGGAUUGAAAACAAGAUCUAUGCAGAAUAUAUAAGGCUUCCAUAUUGUUAUUGCAGUUUCAUAUAUAUAGCUGUCAUGUUUUUUCUUUAUAUUGUUUAGAACUUCAGUAUCACUUAUGGGACAAAAAGACUUGUUCUAAAAAUCCAAGCUUUUUUUAAUGGUGUUCUUGAAAUUAAAAAUUCUACUCCAUUUAUUCUUAUAAAGCAAUAAUUUUACUCUUGUUUCAAAAUUCCAAAAGGGGAACACAUUUUACAUUAUUGUAGUAAUUAAACCAUUGAAAAAUUGUUUUACUUAAAUGUUAGAUUGUUGUGCAGUUUUCUAUCUGUCCUUUUGUACCAUUUUUCAAGUUUGAAGAAUUUACUAUGACUAACCUCAAUUUUAUGACAAUUUACCAAAUAACGUUUGCAAAACAGUCAUAUCUUUUACUUUAGUAUCAUAUGUUUUCUAAAGUGACAAUGCAAAACUAUGUGGAAAUUCUUUCUUUCAAUAGCUAAGAAAAUUGAAUUUGGUGUUUCUACCACAAAUUAUAUAUUUUAUGUAGAAUCAUCUUAUUACAUUUUAAUCCAUGCACAAUUUUGUACUUCUUAACACAAGAUCAUGAAUGUGCACCGAAGGAACAUUCAUUCCUUGAUUUGUUUCACGAUAAUAUGAUAAUUAUACAUAAACCCUAUUUAUACAAAUUUACUGUAACAUAUAUACAUAUAUGCUGUCUCACAAAAAAACUGUUCCAGAUUUUUUACCUCUAUUAUAUAGGAAAAAUCUAGAGAAAUUAUUAACCAGAAAGAGCUGAAAUUGUAUAAAGUUAUAUGACUUGUAUAUAAAGAUCUAAAAUUGCUCUUCAGGUUUGAAUGAAAUUUUGUUGUUUGAUAGGGUAAUUUGAUUGCUUAAAGUUAUUAAAUUUGCCAACCUUGCCUUGCAAGACACAUUAUAUAGGUACAGGACAACACCAGUGAUUUCACACUCUGUUGUCUUGAAUUGGUGUUCCUCUUAUACAUAGUACUAAGAAACAUAGAAUUCUUUAAAAAUAAAGCCAUUGUAAAAUCUGUAAUAGAACUAUGAUAUCAUCUAACUCAAAUAUCAUUUCAUUGAAAAAAUGAAUGCUAUUUUCUUUGAAAUAUUUAUAAAAUUUGAAUGUGCACAACUACAAAGGCAGCCAAUUCCAAAUUAAAAGAAUUACUAAGAGGAUUAUCAUAAGUUCAGUAAAAAAAACAACAACCAGGGUAUUUAUUGUAUGCUCCAGAGAAUGAAAUAAUGUUUAUUUUUUGACAUUUUUAUUUUUAUUAAUGGUUACCGGGAAAAUAAAUCAACCGGUUAGUUUAUAGUAAAGAAAAUGUCAUCUCAUGUGUAUUUUGAAGAUAAUAAAGAUUAGACAAAACACAUUUCUCUAUAUGCUGCAUGUAUAUAUAAGGCUAUCUAUAAUAUUAUAUAAGAAUAACCUUAGUCUGUGAUCUAACUAUCAACAUCAACCACCGUCCAAGAAAUUCUUAUUUUUUGGAAGAAAAGUAGAUUUUGUAUUUUUUUGUGCAUUUUGUGCAUAAGCAACUGUUUUCUAAAUUUUUGUACAUAGAACAUAGCUGAAGUUGAUUUUCUUAUUGAUUUGGUUGUAGAAUUUAAAAAAAAAUGUGCCAUUUUUAAUUGGUUGCAUAAUGUACUUAUAAAUUUUCAUUUCUGUACUAAUAUUGUUUUAAGAAUAAUAUUCUUUAAAUAGGGGUUAUUACAAAAGUAAGUAGGUAAAAACUCUUUUUUCUUUGCAACAAAAAUAUUCAAAAGGUUUACAGUUUAGUGUAAACAGACCCAUUUGUAAUAAAUGUCAAUUACAAAUGAUGUAUUAAGAUGAAUGUAACAAGUAUCAGUACAAUAUUUGAUUGAAUUUCUUUAUGUCUAGAUUUUGAAUAACGCUUAUAUUAAAAAUGAAAAUUUAUUACAUUGUAAACCAUUCAAAUUGUGUCAAAUUUUCUUGCAAGUGGUCAGUUCAAUUAGGAUUGUUGCAAAAGUGGUUGUUUUCCAUUUUGAAAGUUAAAAUUAAAAUUGUCAAAAUGAAAUUUAGGCAAAUUUUAGCUCGUUUUGUUGAGCAAUUUGAUUUCAUCAGCUGAUAGUUUUUUUAAAUCUCAUCAAAAUAUAUUUGACCACUUUCAGGAAAAUUGGUUAAUAGAAGGAAGGCUUAAAAUAUAGGUUAAUCUAUAAUGCGUAACCUAUGAAAUAUAAUAGGAAGGUAUGACUUUUGCAAUUCUAUGUCAGCAUUAUAGGUAAUUACAGAAAAAGUAGGUCAUGAGAUUAUAGAACUCAUCGUUUUACAAUUUAAUGUGUUGUAAUCAGCUGUUUAUGUGUAAUUGCUCACGUUAUAAAUCACAGCAUUAACCAAAGUUAAUAUAUUAGUGAUAUUUUGUUUUUUGAUUUUUAUAGUAAACAUUUGAGAAAUGAUAAUAAAUUUGUUAUCAUAUGUUUUGCUUAAUUUUGCAUUUGAUUUUGUACAUUGUUUAUAUGUGUAUUUAUUUUACAGCUUAAUUAUUUUAGCGUGUAUUUAUUAUUCAACAAUUAUAGUUUGCUUACUGAACCAUGACCUUUCUUAUAAGUGGUAAAUAUAGAAAGAUAUAGUUGGUCAAAUUGUUAGCCUGGCAUCCUGACCCAAUCUAAUACUUUGUCGAUAGGGCCAGGCAUAAUACAAUCCACGUGACCAACUAUCAGCGCUGAACAGGACUGAAUUACUACGCAUGUGCAUGUUCUAUAAACAAGGAAUAUAUCGAUCAGACCGUCAGUUAACAGUUGAUUCACGAUGUUUAUCAAUAACGUUUGAAUUAUAUGUGCUAAAUUCUUCAAAAUUUGCAUUUCAUAUGAAACGAAAAAAUUAUUUUCAAUAAAUUCGUGACAAUAUAAAUAUUUCCCGCCAUGUGUCAAGAAAUGACUCUAUCCCACGAUGCAUCAUUCUAUCAUCCAAUUGACGAAACCAUGUCUUUGUAUUCCGCCUGGCUCUACUGUCGAGCAGUGAACCAGGAUCCCAGGUUAGUCAAAUUGUCUCCUUAUGCUUCUGUUUAUUACCUCUGUUCAAUGAUUUGUUAAGCAAUCAUGACACAGCUGGUAGUAAACAAAGCUUCAAUUGAUUUCAUGGUUCACUGAACAAAUAAGCAGUCAUAGAUUUAUUGUAUUUUUUACACACUAAAAUAGAUAAGCUGUAAUAUGUUAUCGAUAUAUGAUCAGUAAGAUCCAGCAUUAUAUUUAUUUGUUUGUUUGUAAAUUUAUUUCUUCUUUGUUCCUCUUGAUUUAUUCUUCUGUAGUAUCCAAGAUACAUACAGAUUCAUGAAAGGAGAUAUCUGUAUUUCUGAUUUCUUUACUAGUUUAGUGUGGUCAUGGCCAUUUGCAUGCUUUGCAAGUUGGAUCUAUAUUUGUCUAUUGAAAAGUUUUACUAACUAAAAAUAGAAUCUAUAUUAAUGUUAUGAAGUAUUUCUAAAUAAUGUUCUGUUUUUCUAUCUUACUUUAAGUUCUCUAAAUUUACUUAACCUGUUAUCAACUAUAAGGCCACAUGAUUUUGAUUUAUUGUGUCUUAACCUUUUUGAUGAAACAUUUUCCUUGCAUUUUGCAGACCAAAAAAAAUUUAAGUUAAUGAUAUUUCAUAACUUUAAAAUGUUAUGAAUUUUGAACACAGUAAAUAAAAUGUACAUGUAAGAAGUAAUUCACGAUCAAUUCAGAAAAUGAUCAAUAAAAAAUCUUCAUAAAAAAUGCCACAGUCAAUGAUACUUUCAAAGAUAAAAAAAAAUUGAAUUAAAGUUGUGUUGUUUAAUCCUAUAAAAAAAUUAAUUUGAUGGCUGAAUAAUAUGUUGACAAUGUCUCAUCUUUCCAUAGUUCUUAACAUCAUCUUUAUGCUGAAUUUAUGAAAUAUUUUUUUAUCCCUAAAAAAUUAUAAGUAUAUCUUUCUAAAAGAUAACGAUGGGUUUUGAAAAACAAAACAACUACAUGUAUGAGAAAGUACUUUUAUUUCUAAUUUCCUGGAUUUUGUGUUGGAUCAAAGUCAUUAUACAGAAAUAAAUAUAUUACCUAAAAAAAAUUCAUAUUUCCAACCUAUCUGUGAUAAACCUGAAAGCUUGAAUUAAAUAACUUACAAAACUAAUGAUUUUUCAACAAACCAUGAAACUUGAAUCAACAAAGAAAAGUGAUUUCACAGUAUUUAUUUCAAUUGGUUGAUUGACAAAUAAAAUUUCAUCAAUAAGAUAACAUGAUAUAAAUUUAAAAUCAUUUUAAAAUAAUACAAGAAGUUUAUUUCAAUUGGCCUAUAAACAUGAUAAAAGUUGUUUUGUUAUUAUUUUAUUGUUGUUGUUUCACUUUGUUAACAUUUGUACAUUUUGUAUAUGAAAACUAAUAUUUUCAAGAUCAGGGUUGGGAGAAUUUGUUUUUUAUUCUUACAUCUUCACAUUUAUUAAAAAAAAUAUAUUAUUAUGCUUAAAAAUAAAUCACAUUAAAAUGUU